Messenger RNA from Pelmatolapia mariae (spotted tilapia), 6775 nucleotides. It is a transcript of the gene st6gal1, whose product is annotated as ST6 beta-galactosamide alpha-2,6-sialyltranferase 1. Bases 351 to 1838 code for a protein of 495 amino acids. Gene Ontology annotation, biological process: sialylation. Gene Ontology annotation, cellular component: Golgi apparatus. The transcript has 9 exons. NCBI's taxonomy places the organism in Eukaryota, Metazoa, Chordata, Actinopteri, Cichliformes, Cichlidae. Gene Ontology annotation, molecular function: beta-galactoside alpha-2,6-sialyltransferase activity. The record is from RefSeq and is a predicted model, not a curated record.
AGUGCUAGCUUGUUGCUCGAUGCAGCAGCAGGAGCAGGCUGCAUGGUGACCGUCACAGAGAAAGACAGUAGAAGAGAGAGGGGCUAAAACGAGAGAGGACUCACCGCUCCCGGUCUCCACUCAUGCCAGCGGACACCGGCAGCGGCCUCGGACCGGACGGACGGACAGCAGGACCGCGAAUCACCGGAAACAUGGCGGCGGGAACAACAAGCUGCUCGGAGCCUUAGCGUCCACAAAUCAGAAGCAGGAGGCGAGCGGAGGAGCAUCACCUAUACAGAGGCAAUGAGGUGAGCGCUGAAAGCAGCGUCCUGUUUCAAACCAUCAAUACGACCAACGCACUGAGACGAGCCAUGGCCUACAAGAUACCCGGGGCAGCGAUGGACAGAGUCAGCCUGCUGUGGCGUCUGAGGCGUCGGGCUCGCCGCGGCGCGCUCUGCAUGACCUUCUUCUGCAUCUCCAUGGCUCUGCUCUACGCCAUCUGCGCUGAAAACAGCGUGCCCGUCACCGACGCCAUCUUUGGCGUCCGGGCACGAACCCGCGCGCAGCCUCAUGCACACAAUGUCAUCAAGGUGCUGCGAGGUGGAGCCAAGCCCAUGUACACGGACCCUCAGAAGCUCCCGGGCGUCAUCCCAGGUGACCCUCGCCGUCCGAUCCCCGUCCUGUCCUCAUCCAACCACAGCCACGAAGCCAGGGAUUCGUCGUCGAAGCGGAAACAGCGGGAGCCCCCGGGGUUUUUUAGCCGGCUGCUGCCGCGCCCCUUCACGCGAGCGCUGGAGACCCUGUUCGGGGGCCGGCGGAAGGGCGAGCUGAGCGGCAGAGGCAGCGACGCCGAGUUCUUCGGGCCUAACGGGCUUUUGGGAGAGGUGUGGGACGACGAGAUGUCCAGCAGCAUGCUGGGAACCAGGAUGAAGAAGGUGGUGCAGAACUACCAGGCGAUGAACAAAUACGGAGUCGAGCUGUCGGGCCCCGGCGGCGUCUCUGGCACGCCGAAGCUGAGCGGUUCCGAGCUUCUCUGCCAACUGAAGGACAAAGUAGAGGUCGCGACUUUGACCCCUGACCUCCAGCCCUUCUCCUUGCUGCCCUGGGCCACCCAGCUGCCUCCGCAGCAGCUGACCUCUGACCUCGGACCCUACAAGAGCUGUGCUGUGGUGUCAUCGGCGGGGUCGCUGCGCUACUCUGGGCUGGGCAAAGAGAUCGACUCACAUGAAGCUGUGCUGCGCUUCAACGCUGCGCCCACCACCGGGUACGAGAAGGAUGUCGGGUCCAAAACCACCAUCCGCCUCAUCAACUCACAGGUGAUGGCGUCUGAUGACCACCGCUUCCUGUCCAGUUCUCUGUACAGCUCAGGUGUUCUGGUGGCCUGGGACCCCGCCCCCUUCUCUGCUGAUCUCACAAAGUGGUUCAACAGGACUGAUUACCCCAUCUUCACCCAGUACCAGAGGUACAGGAGGCUCCACCCUCUGCAGCCCUUCUACAUCCUACAUCCUCGCUUGGAGUGGCAGAUCUGGCAGCGAAUACAGGACAACAUGGCCGAGCCCAUCCAGAAGAACCCGCCCUCCUCCGGCAUGCUCGGCACCGUCCUGAUGAUGUCGCUGUGCGAGCUGGUGCACGUGUACGAGUUCCUGCCGUCCCGGAGGAAGACGGAGCUCUGCCAUUACUACCAGCGUUUCUACGACGCCGCCUGCACGCUGGGCGCCUACCACCCGCUGCUGUACGAGAAGAACCUGGUCAAGCGCAUGAACCAGGGCUCCGACCGCGACAUCUACACCAACGGACGCGUCACGCUGCCCGGCUUCAGGAAGCUGAACUGCAGCCAGACUGCCGGAGGAGACCGCUGACUGCAAGCAUCAACGCACAAAUCUGAGUCCUGCAUGAAGAUGAGCCGACGCAUGCAAACCUCAUCCACACUACCGAACCACAAGGAGCGCUCUAUAAAUAUUUCAUGCUGUUAACACACACACUGGAGUCCGAUCAGCUCAUACAUGUGCUGCUGUACACACAUCCCAGUGAGGUCAUUGACACGUGUUCCUGAGUCUAAAUCAUGACCAUUGGAUGCUUCUUUCAAUUAGUUGCCCAAAUUUUGAUGCUCAUGUUGACCUUAAAGGGUAAUUCUGGUGGUUUUCAAGGAAUCUCGGUGAUUGCCUAUAACUCAGGGGUGGGGAACUCCAGGCCUCGAGGGCCGGUGUCCUGCGGGUUUUAGAUCUCACCCUGGGCCAACACACCUGAAUCAAAUCAUUACCAGGCCUCUGGAGAACUUCAAGACAUGUUGAGGUCAUUUAACCACUUAGAUCAGCUGUGUUGGAUCAAGGACACAUAAACUGCAGGACACCGGCCCUCGAGGCCUGGGGUUUCCCACCCCUGCUAUAACUAUCACAAUGAAGCUCGUACGAGGUGGAGAGAGUACACGAAGAGUGACUGACAGACCACCAAAAAUGUCCACUGAUCAAAAAGUGCAUAUUAAUAUAUUCCAGGACAGAUUCCCUAACAGCCAACCUGUUUUAUGGAUGUAUCACUGUUAGGGAUGGGUAUUGAUAAGAUUUUAACGAUUCCGAUUCCAUUUUCGAUUCUGUUUAACGAUUCGAUUCUUUAUCGAUUCUCUUAUUGAUUCUUUUGAAAAAGGAGAACACUAAGGUCGAUUAGCUUAGUACUUUGUUUUUAUCUUCUCUUUGAACAAGAUAGAAAUUUAGGAGUAACAUGGCCUUACAAACCCAACAGUGUGAUCUCAAGAGAACCAGCCUUCAAUGGGGUGUCACAGGGUCCCCAGGAAAAAAAAAUGUAAAUGUAAAAUAAUAAAAUAAAUAUUCUUCUGUAGUAUAACAUAAAUUAUUCUGUAGCAAUUACACAAGAAUAUCCAGUAAUGUCCCUGCCUACAAUUAAACACCUUCACUUACCGAAAAUCGGGGGCAUCUGCUGUGACAAAUGGGUGCAAGGCUUUGACUACAAACUUAGUCACUGCUCGGUGACAUUCAUCCUGGCCUGAAAGGAGACGCUACCGGUAGACUGCAGCGAGAACUGCCAGCAGCUGAGCCAGCCAGACUCUGUCUCUCUCAUCAUGGUCACCUAAAUGCACAGUAAUGGCAGGUUUUGUAAUAAAGCAGAUCGCGCUAACAUAAUAUGCACUGUUAGUUGCUUAUUUACCUGCCGCAUUAACGGGAGAGGACGUGCAAACGUUACCGCUGCUGCUGAGUUCAGAUUCACGAGUCCGGAGCGGAAUUAAAAACACGACAUUCAUUUAAGGUCAUCGCGUGUUUUGUGAGCAAAUGCUUUUGCAGAUUCGUAGUGUUUCCUCCCUUAAGUGAAAUAUCUACUUUGCAAGUUGCCCUGUUGUCAUCCGUUCUGGUAAAGUAUAAACAAACUUUUGAGCCUUUGAGCCGCCAUGUUUCCUGCCAGGUAAAUGACGCUCCGCAACGUGGUGACGUCAUUCGGGGCGACUGGAAUUGAUAAGGGAAUCGUUUGCAAAAAUGGCAAACAAUUCCAAGGAAUUGAAACAGUGGGAACCGGUUCUCAACAAGAACCGGUUUUCGAUACCCAUCCCUAAUCACUGUUAGCUUUUUCUACAGCCCUGUUUUGAGGGUUCCAAAAUCAUUUCUUCCUGAAGCAGAUAAAAGUCCAAAAUUUAGCAAACUGGGUCAUAAAUAUCAGUCAUGCACAAGUCCAGCGUCACCGUCUCUGCUUGUGAUGUGUGUUUGUGUUCUGGUGACAGUUUUGUUCAGGCAGUAGGAGGCCGCUGUGCCCUCUGUGUGAUUCCAUACAUGAUGCUUACACACCUCACUAAACCUGUUUAUUGAAGAAAAUACUGCCUGCACAUGAGUUUACUUCUAACUUAACCCAAAAGGUCACUUCGUAGGUUUUUUACACCCUUUGUGAGUCCUGCCAUUUCCAGUAAUCUUUUUGUAAUCCUCACGUAGUGUAAAUAUUAUGAAAGUAUUAUAGGAGGAGGGUCUUUACUGUGAUAUCAGCAUUUGAUUUUUCUCUAACGUAAAAGCCCCACUCGGGUUAUAUGAACAUGCUAACUGGCUUUACAUACUUGAUUGAUCUUUUAUUUGCAGUAUUUGUUUCUUCAGUCCCUGACACACUGAGCACGUGGCAAAAAUGACACAAAGUCCAAACUUAUAGUUUAACGGUGCCUGUAACAUGUUGUGGAAAAAAUGCACUGUGAUAAAAAUGAAGUUGACAUGUAGCCACGAUGAGCUGCUCCUGAUGCUUCUAAACAAGAAAUGGAAACUUCUCAGGAGAGGACAGCAGCAGGGAGAAUGUGAUGGCCUGAUCCAGGAGUUUAUCACGACCGUGGAUAUUUCAGGAUGUCAGUGGGGCAGUUUGAGCUGUUGUUGUCAGAGUGUGGACCACAUCUCAGGGUGCAGAGAAAUCAUUUAACAGGGCUGAUUGUCCCAGAGCAGCAUGUAGCUGUGCGUCUGAUGUAAAACAGUAUUAUUUUACUAUUUGUGUAUUCGGUAACAGUGCACGCUUUGAGCUACAAACGCUAGUUCUGAUUGGUCCGAUCAGCUGAUUUGAAUCGUAAAAGUUGAGCAUGGUUUGAAAAAAUAAAUGUUCAAAUUCAUCCAGUGAAAUCAUUGGCUCUGUGUAAACGAAGAGUAGGUGAGUCUGGCAGUUUCCACCAAAACAGUUAGUUAGUGUGACUGAGCCUAAACUUACACCGCUGCUUACACAUUUUCUAACAAAGCCUAGAAAAGAGUUUCACAUAAAGUACACGUAUUGUUGCUGUCUGCAGACAAACACCCUCCAAUUAAACAACCAGCCAAACUAGCAACAAACUGAAAAACGUUUUUUGCUAAUGGUACUAUCGCAAAUCAGAACUGAUUCAGAAUUAUGUGAGGCUUUAGGUACUCUGGGGUUUUUUAGCUAAUCAUGAAAAUAUAAAGUGCAGGUAUGAGCUAAGGUAGUAGAUUACAAAUAUUAAUUUCAUAUAGUUUACACACGAGCAGUUUCUACCACAGCUUCUAUUAACAAGCAGCUAACGCUACUAGCAUAAAAGACAAGGGGUAGGUAGCGCUGUGUCCUUCUAGAAUUAUCAAAAAUGUUAAUAAGUUUGUUUUUAUAUGUAAGGUGAGCUUUCUCACUUGAGGACAUUUAUGGGCAAUUCCAUUUAAUUUGCAAGUCAAUGUAACAUUUUAAAAAGUCACUAAAUGUCCAAAACGUCUUCGAGUCUUUAAGCUAAUUUAAGCAAUUUUAAUGCAAAAAGCAUUAUAAGAGUUUUAUGAUCCAUAUAAUGCUCCUUGUGUCAUUUGCACUAAUUAUGCUCCUGCUGGUUUCUAUUUAUGCUGGAUUUUGUGCAGAAAAUGUUUGGGUUAAAUGAUUUUAACUUAAGUAUGUAAACCGAGUUUUUCUCACUAGCUUUAAGGCUACUGGAGAGGCUGCUGAGUGGUCAGUUAGCUUAGUUAGUCAUCUUACCUAUGAUCUGAUGGCAAUUUCUUCUUUACUUUUCUUUACUGUAACAUCUGUAUGACUGCUCCGUUUUCAGUGCUAUCACAGUAAAGAUCAGCCUCGGGAGGAUUUUUGACUUAAUCUCUUAAUACCGAUGAAUGUUUAAAACCAGUUUUCCCUAAACUAGUGUUGUAACAACGAGAAAAUAUCAACAAAAGAAAUCUCUGAGAAAACAGAGAAAAUAUCCGCAUGGCACUAACGCAGCUCCUCAUUUCUCAUCACUAACCACAGUCCACUGUAAAACGUGUUAUUUGCUAGCUUCAUAUUUUCGUUCUUUGACUCUCGCUAUAGGCUAUUAGUAGCUUUGCAUGGUUCACAAUCUUUAUGCAGACCCCCUCCUAACAGCCUACUCUUGUCUGAUUGGUCAGGUGAGGUGCAGGUAUUCAAACAAAUAAAUAUAUAUCUCAUAAAAUACAGAAAAGCUAAUAGAUCCCCUUGAAAUAUACGACUAGCUGGGCUAGUUAGCAUUUAUCAGGACGAGGUUAACUGAUGGUGAUUUUUUUCUCCGAUAUAAUCAGAUGUAGCUCAAAUUUUAUGUAGUAUUUCAUAUAUUACGAUGUUAUAUUGUAUAUGUGAAUACAUGAAACAUGCAAAAGUGGGGAAAUCAGCUGUAGCAAACUUAAUCUCACCAGCUAGCUUUAAUUAGCCACGAUGCAGACACUAGAGAUUUUUAGAUGCAGUUAUUUUUAUUUUUUCAGAUAAAACACACUUCUCUGCUGUAACAAGUACAAGUUUAGUAACAUGUAAUAAGUGCUUUUUAACUAUGAUACAUGCUAACACAGCUAAUUUAAUCCUGAAGCAGAACGACUCGGAGCUCGAGCAAAGUCGUCAAGAACAAAAAUGACUCUGCUGUUGUGUUCUGGUCACUUCAGUUUCAUGUUUACCAAGACUUCAUUGUUUAGUCAAAGUCACACACUUGAAUGAUUGAUGUCAUUGCAUUUCAGAGCAAAGCUAUGAGAACAUUUCCUCCCUAUGCAGUCGAGUCUCUGUGUACAUUCAUGUGAAGCCUUUUGAUAUUCUGUUGUUUCAGCUUACAGAUGCACUUUUCCUCUGCUUUGCCUUCAUCCUCUUCUGUUUCUGACAGGAUUGGUUAAAUGUUGUGAACUUAGAUUUAAUUUCUUUAUUUUUUUUUCUUUGCUGUCUUGUAACUUAAUAUCAGACUAAAAAUGUGCAGAGUUCUAGAAGCAUGCAGCUGAUCUGUCUUUGAGAUGAUUUGAUUUGUUUGAUCCUUUUCUGUGAUAUUUUCUAAUUCUCAGCUCUACCUUCUGUUCCUGUUUGAAAUAUUUUUUUGAUUAAUUGUAAAAAAUAAAUAUGAUAAACUCUAAAUUCCAAA